AUGUCGUAUCCUCCAUCUCAAGGUGGCUAUCCACAGCAAUAUGGCGCUCCUCCUCCACAGGGAUACCAGCAACCUCCACCGAACCAAUACCCUCCUCAAGGAUACCCACCUCAACACCAGAGCUAUGGUCCCCCUCCUCCACCAUCUCAAGGCUAUGGGCAGGGUGGCCAGAGUGGAGCCCCACACGGAGGGUAUCUACAAGGUGCUACAAUCGGACCAGGUCGGCCGCCUCCGUCACAGCAGCAGCAGCAGGGAGGAUAUGCACCGCAGGCCCAUUACAACCAGGGCUACCCACCACCCCAACAACCACCGUACGGAGCUCCUUCUCACAGUCCAUACCCUCUUCAGCAAGGAUACCCUCCACCUCAACAGCCUUAUGGGGCUCCUCCUCAGAGCCCAAAUCCACAGCAGCAAGGGCAUCCUCCCUCCCAACAGUCACCUUACGGAGCACCACCGCCCCAAGGCCAAUAUUUACCACAGCAGUAUGGUGCCCCUACUCCAAAUCAGCGAUAUGGACAACCUCCACCACCACAGCAAAACACUUAUGGUGCCCCACCCCAAGCGUUACCUUAUGGAGCUCCGCCACCUCAAUCUUACGGCGCCCCUCAGACAGUGCCGACUCCACCUUCGCCUGGAUACGUCCCUGGCCAAGUAGCCCAUGUCGAUAUGUCUCGUCAAGCAGACGAGUGUCGGAAAGCCAUGAAAGGGCUCGGUACGGAUGAAGCUGCACUUAUCAGAGUUCUGACAAGAAUCGCACCACUCGAAGUCCCAGUCAUAAAGGAGACUUUCCGACAACGGCAUGGCCGCGACCUAGAACACGAUGUCCAAAAGGAAGUGAGCGGACAUUUUGAGCUCUGCCUUCUCUCUAUCCUUCGAGGUCCCCUUCAACAAGACGUCUGGUGUUUGAAUAAAGCCCUCAAAGGUGCCGGAACCGACGAGGAUCUCCUCAACGAAGUUCUAAUCGGCCGCUCCAACGCCGAUAUGCAAGCCAUCAAACAAGCCUACCACCACACUUAUCACCGCAGUCUUGAGCACGACGUCCGCGAUGACCUUUCUGCUAAGACUGAACGUCUCUUCUCUAUGAUACUCUCCGCUACCCGACAAGAAGAAUCAGCCCCAGUGAUCCCUCAAUCGAUCGAAGCAGACGUCACCGAAAUCCACCGCUGUACAGAAGCUAGAGUAGGCGCCGAACAAUUGACCGUCUGUUCCAUCCUCAGCAAGCGCUCUGACGCGCAGGUUCGUGCAAUUGCCCACGCAUACGAACACAGAUACCGACGGUCGCUUGAAAAGGUCUUUAUCCACGAAUUCUCGGGUCAUAUGGAAGACGUUCUCGUGCAAAUGGUCCGAUGCGGGACUGAUAGGGCGAUGCGGGACGCUAUCAACAUCGAGCAUGCCAUGGCAGGGAUGGGGACGAAGGAUGAAAUGUUGGUUACCAGGAUCGUGAAGCUGCAUUGGAACCCGGCGCAUCUGCAGCAAGUAAAAGGGGCGUAUAAGGCGAGGUAUAGGCAGGAUCUGAUUGGGAGAGUUCGGGGGGAAACGAGUGGAGAUUACGGGAGGUGUUUGGUCGCUAUGUUGCAGCAUGCUCUACACCAUGGCAAGCAGCUGCAGGUCGAGCUCAUCAUAGGAAAGCUGCCAGGGAAAGGGACAGCCCUGGGCACUGGCGUCCUCUCAAUUAAUCAUAGGCAACGAGCCAAUAAUCUGGCAACAGACGUGCAGAAACAGAGCGAACUAAGAUCUUCGAAGACCAUAAAUCUCGAAGUUCGUGCUGAUAAUGUCAACAUUCAAGGGGUUUCCACCACUCCAACUGCCACUUUUCCUGGCGGUACACCUGGGGCGCGAGGUUCUAAUCACAUUCAGAUUCCGAAAUUCCUUCCUCUCAUAAACUUCCCUAUAAUGGACUUGGCUGCGAAAGAGACGGCACCAACUUCAACUAGACAACUACGCGCAGAGCAAGACGCGUCCGUCAUCGAAACCACCAAUCGGAACAAUGCAGAUGAUAGCAACUAUAGAGCUCUUGCGGAAGAGGCCUCGUCGGACGCGAGUGAGCGUACUAGACCAGAAGAGAUUCCCGUCGAGGGCAUGUCACUUCUAGAAGUGAUCAAGACCAAUCUUGAACGCAGAAGAGCAGCAUUCCAGGCUCUAUCCUGCCGGCUUCGGAUGCACUCUGCGGUGUUUGAGGUAUAG
Molecule: messenger RNA, 2184 nt
Organism: Letharia lupina
Lineage: Eukaryota; Fungi; Ascomycota; Lecanoromycetes; Lecanorales; Parmeliaceae
Exons: 4
Coding region: 1-2184 (727 amino acids)
Cellular component (GO): cytoplasm
Molecular function (GO): calcium ion binding; calcium-dependent phospholipid binding
Source: RefSeq, a predicted model, not a curated record